This is a messenger RNA of Malus domestica (apple), 1450 nucleotides long. Its product is annotated as probable glycosyltransferase At5g03795. Gene Ontology annotation, molecular function: glycosyltransferase activity. Lineage: Eukaryota; Viridiplantae; Streptophyta; Magnoliopsida; Rosales; Rosaceae. The record is from RefSeq and is a predicted model, not a curated record.
AUUUGUAUUAAAAAAAAAAUAAUUUAAUAAUAGUGUGAAGAAACAGUUCGAAAAUCACUUUCCCGUCGGAGUUUCCACAAGUUUGGAUCAAGAGGACCAACAAGAUAAGAUUCAUCCUCUGUAUUCAUCACGUAAGAAAAUGCCCAACCUCAAACGCCGGCUACUCCUGGCGGCAAUGCUGGCGCUGGCCGUCUCCUCCGCUUCCUGGUUGUCCAUCUUCCCUCUCCACUUAUCCAAACAAAACAGCCAUAAUUUGGGUCUGUCCGCUCCUCCUCCUCCAGAUUCAGGCCCUUACCACGACUGGGACCUCUUCGCGACCGAUUUCCGAGAAAUGCUCCAAAGCUUCAAGAUUUACGUCUACCCCACCAAUUCCAACAAUUCCGAUCCUCCUUCCUCCCCCUCCUUCGCUUCAUUCCCCGCCGUCUUCCUCCCCCACCCCAACCCCUUCGACCCCAAGCUCGGAAACUACUUCAGCGAGCACAUGUUCAAGCUCUCUCUCCUCUCCAGCUCCUUCGUCACCAACGACCCACAAAAUGCCCACCUCUUCUUCCUCCCAUUCUCCGUCAAUGUCCUCCGCAACGACCCCCGUGUCCACUCCGAGUCCUCCAUCGCCGAGUUUGUCGCCCACUACACUGCCGCCGUCGGCCGAGACUUCAAGUUCUGGAACGCCUCCUCUGGCGCCGACCACUUCUACGCCUGCUGUCACUCUGUUUGCAGAGAGGCCGCCGCCCAACAUGCCGGGCUGCGCAACAAUGCGAUCCAGCUCACUUGCUCCUCCAGCUACUUCCAGAGAUUGUAUGUUACGCAUAAAGAUGUCGCCUUGCCGCAGGUUUGGCCACGGCCUCCUCAGCAAUCCCUCAACCCCCCACAAUCCAGGGAUAAGCUUGUUUAUUUCUCAGGACGAAUUCAAAACUCGGACAUUCGCCAACAGCUGAUCGAUUUAUGGGGCAACGACACUCGCAUGGACAUAUUUCCCGGCAACCCGUCUUACCCUUACGAAGAAGGGUUUCGGAGGAGCAAGUUUUGCCUCCAUGUCAGAGGCUACGAGGUCAACACUGCGAGAGUGAGUGACGCAAUACACUACGGCUGCAUUCCGGUUAUAAUAUCCAACCACUACGAGCUUCCAUUUGCUAAUGUCUUGGAUUGGACCAAGUUCUCAGUUAUUGUCAACAGUGGCGAGGUUUCCUUGUUGAAGAAGACAUUGUUGUCGAUAACAAGACAAUCGUAUGCGACGUUGUACCGUAAUUUGAUCAAGGUUCGUCGGCAUUUUGUUUGGCACGAGACUCCGAAAGGUUACGACUCCUUCCACAUGACUGCUUACCAGCUGUGGCUCAAAAGAAGCUCGCUGCGUCUGUCCGCCUAAACCAAGUUCCGGCGUUGUAUCUUUACACUUCUAAAGCUGAAUGUCACAGUUGUACCACAUGAAUGAUUUGCACCAUAUUUUGUGAAA